Brachypodium distachyon (stiff brome) is the source of this 2340-nucleotide messenger RNA. Its product is annotated as translation initiation factor eIF-2B subunit delta. The transcript has 7 exons. Lineage: Eukaryota; Viridiplantae; Streptophyta; Magnoliopsida; Poales; Poaceae. The record is from RefSeq and is a predicted model, not a curated record. The coding region runs from base 93 to 1916 and encodes 607 amino acids.
CCCCGAACAGAUUCCUCCACCCUUCUCGUCGUCUCGUGCGUCGUGUCCAAACCCCAAACCCUCGCGCGAAGUCACCCACCCCGGCGACGGCGAUGGAUCUCCGCCGUCCGCCGCGCUCCACGUCGGGCGGCGUCGAGCCGAAGAUCCGUCAGGUGGGUUUCGUCACCCCUGACGUUUCGGCCCCGACCGAGCCGGCCGCCGUCGGCGCGGCCCCGGCGCCGCAGUCGGGCACGGCCGUUGGAUCGCCGACGGCGUCAGACCUCGCCCCGGGUUCGCUCUCCCCCGUCAUGAUACCGCCUCCGCUCCAUGCCGACCACCUCUCCCCUGAUUCCCCCUCUCCCGCGGCGUCCGACGCCAUCCUCGCCUCCUCGGCUCCUCAGCCCUCCUCCAUGCGCUUCGAUGCCGCAUCCGAGCUCGGCGAGGACGACUCGAGGUCCCUAGCCCCUUCCGCUGGGGAGCUAGAAGCAAACAAGGGAGAUUUGGCUGGCGAUUCAGCCUCCAUUCCGCAAAAACAGAAAACUUCUAAAGCAGAGAGGCGUGCUAUUCAAGAGGCUCAGCGUGCUGCUAAAGCUGCUGCGAAGGAAGCAGGUUUAUCAGGAAAGUCUACAGGCGCUGCUUCUGGGGCUAAUCCUGCAAUCUCUAAGCAAGCCAAGUUAGCAAAAACUUCUCAGAAGAAAGAUGUGCCCCAUGCUGCAAGUACAGUUGGUUCUGAGAAGAAGAUUUCUGAACGUCUACCAGAGAGAGAUAGAAAGAAAGACGCUCCUCAUCCCCGCAUGCAGUUUGAUGAUGUGCAUCGUGUGGAGAAAGCGAAAAAGCGUGCAAUUGUCAAUCAAUCAGAAGCUCGAAACAGAGUUGAAUUGUUUAGGCAUCUGCCACAGUACGUGCAUGGCACUCAACUCCCUGACCUUGAGUCAAAAUUCUUUCAACUUGAACCAAUACACCCUUCUGUGUAUAAGGUUGGGCUCCAAUAUUUGUCUGGUGAGGUAUCUGGUGGCAAUGGUCGUUGCAUAGCAAUGCUUCUUGCAUUCAGAGAGGCAAUAAAAGAUUACUCAACGCCACCAAACAAAACUCUCAGCAGAGAUCUUACGGCAAAAAUCAGUAGUUAUGUGUCAUUUUUUAUUGAGUGCAGGCCACUCUCAAUUAGCAUGGGAAAUGCUAUUAGGUUCUUGAAAAACAGGAUUGCCAAGCUACCACUUACAUUGUCAGAGUCAGAAACCAAAGUUAGUCUCCAGACUGACAUUGAGCGUUUUAUUAAUGAAAAGAUAGUUGUUGCGGAUCAGGUUAUUGUCAGCCAUGCCAUCACAAAAGUCAGAGACGAUGAUGUAUUGCUAACAUACGGGUCAUCAUCAGUUGUUGAAAUGAUUUUGAAUUAUGCUCAUGAACUUGGUAGGAAGUUCCGCGUUAUAGUGGUGGAUUCUCGUCCCAAGCUUGAGGGACAAGGAUUACUGCGUAGAUUGGUGGCAAAGGGUAUCAACUGCACAUAUACUCAUAUUAAUGCAGUUUCAUACAUCAUGCAUGAAGUUACAAGAGUUUUCUUGGGUGCGUCCUCAAUAUUAUCAAAUGGAACAGUUUAUUCUCGAGUUGGGACAGCAUCUGUGGCUAUGGUUGCACACGCAUUUGGAAUUCCUGUUCUGGUUUGCUGCGAGGCAUACAAAUUUCAUGAGAGGGUGCAACUUGAUUCUAUAUGUGCUAAUGAGCUUGGUGAUCCAGAUGUCAUUUCCAAAGUUCCUGGGAGGGCAGACUUGGGCCAUCUUAAGAACUGGGCUGACAACGAAAACCUGCAACUGUUAAAUCUAAUGUAUGAUGCAACCCCUUCUGAUUACGUCUCGAUGAUCAUAACAGAUUAUGGAAUGCUUCCACCUACAAGUGUACCUGUCAUUGUAAGAGAGUACCGCAAGGAGCACUUGUGGGUAUAAAUAUCUACUACUGUAUGAUCACAGUUUUGGCAAACCGUUGCUGCCAGUGCAGUAUGCGUGGACAUGACAUGUACUUAUGUUUUGAGCUGUUGGCUGUCAAAUCCUCCUACCAUUUUGUUUACUCAAGAAAUGGUUCAUCUUUUUGGUAUCACUCUGAUUCCAUCAGAACUGCAACUUAAAGGGAUAUUGUUGGUCCUCUUCAAAUGUUGAGUUUUUGGUUGCUGUCAGGGGAUUUAUGUUUUUUUUAAGCCCUGCUCAGAGCAGCCAAUUUUUUGAUCGAAGGGCUAGUGGAAAUGCUUGUUAAUGCAUGGCGCCCUGGUUGCAGAUCGUCUUUUAUGCAACCGUAGGGCUCUGCCAAUUCUAACUUGAUUUCUUGUACACGCCACAAUUACAUCACUUGAUAGAAUUUUAAGUUUUCUUGCAA